Messenger RNA from Cuscuta campestris, 1209 nucleotides. The record is from the annotation of a GenBank genome assembly. Lineage: Eukaryota; Viridiplantae; Streptophyta; Magnoliopsida; Solanales; Convolvulaceae.
CGGAGAUAAUAUUUUUUAAUCAAUUUUUUGCUAGAAUUUUCUCACAUCAAAAGUUAAAAAAAGAAAAGGUAAUAAGCAUUCAAUUAUCAUUCUCAUCUGUCGGUCAAUACAAGAUACACUGCCUGCCAAACAAAUGCGAAGAGAAAAAAGAGCACAGGUGAUCUACAUAUGCUUUGGAAGCAUGUCAAACUUCACGGCUUCGCAACUACGCGAGCUUGCAAUGGGCCUAGAGGCGUCCGGGCACCAAUUCAUAUGGGUGGUGCGGAAGGGGAAAGACGACGAAGGAUGGCUCCCGGAAGGAUACGAAGAGAGGGUGGAAGGGAAAGGGCUGAUCGUGAGAGGGUGGGCCCCGCAGGUGCUGGUUCUCGACCACGGCUCCACCGGCGCGUUCAUGACGCACUGCGGCUGGAACUCGACGCUGGAGGGGAUAUGCGCGGGUGUGCCCAUGGUGACGUGGCCUCUCUACGCCGAGCAGUUCUUCAACGAGAAGCUGGUGUGUCAGGUGCUGGAGGUUGGGGUAGGGGUUGGGGCGAAAGAGUGGAGCCGGGUGACGGACGGCGUGAAGGGCGAGGACGUGGCGGAGGCGGUGAAGAGAGUCAUGUCCGGUGUGGAAUCGGAGGAGUUAAGGGGGCGGGCUAGAAGGUUGAAGGAAAAAGCGCUCAGAGCUAUAGAGCCAGGCGGUUCCUCCAUCUCUUCUUUGGACUCCCUCUUGCACGACUUGACCACCUAUAAACCUUCUCCCAAGCGAAAGCCACUCACUGGGUACGAAGAGGUGCUAAGGAAGGCCAACCAGUAUGCACAGACGAAAGCAGAAGAGACCAGGACGAAUGAUGCAUCCGAUGGCAAACCUACUGCUAAAGCAAAACAUGGAGGCAAAGGGAAUGCGUCGGCCAUCAAGGAGAAGGGUGUGGGGUCCAGUAACCUAAUGUCCCCUAGGGAUCUCACCGCGAUAACCAUGCAUGUUGCCCAGAUUUAUGAGCAAAUCAAGAAGUUGGACGUGUUGGUGCCCCCUACGGAGACCGGUCGGACCCUAGGCAAAGGCUUGGAUAGAUUUGGUCGUUAUCACAAGGCACACUGUCAUGACACAGAUAACUAGAGAGGCCUCCGACUAGCCAUCAAAGACCUCAUGACCAGCGAUACCUGAGAAGUUUCGUCCUGAGCAGUGAAGCCUUGGCCCAAAACAAGGUAACGCCUGGAGAUAGGAACCUC